UCGACCCCACUACUCUUCUCUUUUAGCCGCGUGUAGGGGUUUCACACAGGGGCCUCAGGACUUGGUCUUGUCUGUUCUGGGUGGCGGGGAUCAUAGGUCCUUUCCGAUUUAAUUUUAUGAAGUAACUAGUCAAGUUGUUUUAAAAAUUCAUUGGAGUUUAAUACAUCUCCCUACUUAAGCAUUGAAUCAUGAAGUGGAACCUGGUGUUCCUCGGGUUCCUUCUGACCUUCGGGCAACUGUCAUGGGGCCAGAAAGGUAUGGACUUCCCUGAGUACGAUGGAAAGGACCGCGUUCACGACCUUAACUCCAAGAAUUACAAGUCUGUGAUGAAGAAAUAUGACGUGAUGGUGGUGUACUACCAUGAGCACGUUGGAUCCAGCAAAGCAGCCCAGAAACAGUUUCAGAUUGAGGAGCUUGCCCUUGAGCUUGCUGCUCAAGUCCUGGAGGACCUGGACGAUGAGGACAUUGGCAUCGGCCUUCUCGAUGAGAAGAAAGACAGUGCUGUUGCAAAGAAACUUGAUCUUGAAGAGGCUGACAGUAUCUAUAUCUUCUUUGAGGAUGAGGUCAUUGAGUAUGAUGGAGAGCUUGCUGCAGACACACUGGUGGAGUUCAUCUAUGAUGUCAUUGAUGAUCCGGUGGAGAUUUUAGAUAAUAUGCGUGAGUUGAGAGGUUUCUUUAAUAUUGAGGAAGACAUCAAGCUGGUGGGCUUCUUCAAGAGUGAGAAUUCUGAGCACUUUCAUGCAUUUGAUGAUGCAGCAGAGGAGUUUCAUCCACACAUCAAGUUCUUUGCCACCUUUAGUCCAAAGAUCGCUAAAGCUCUAGACUUGAAGUUGAAUGAGGUGGACUUCUACGAGCCCUUUAUGGAUGAUCCCAUUGUCAUUCCUGGUAAACCCUACAGUGAGGAAGAAAUUGUUGAUUUCAUUGAGGAGAAUGACAGGCCAACACUGAGGAAAAUGCAGCCACACAACAUGUACGAGAUCUGGGAGGAUGCUAUUGAUGGCGAACACAUAAUUGCUUUCGCAGAGGAGAGUGACCCAGAUGGCUUUGAAUUCCUUGAUAUUCUGAAGGAGGUGGCAGAAGAUAAUACAGAGAAUCCUGAGCUGAGCAUCGUCUGGAUAGACCCUGAUGACUUCCCCCUGCUUGUACCCUAUUGGGAGAAGACCUUCGACAUCGAUCUGUCCUCACCUCAGAUUGGCGUGGUGGAGGUUGAUAAUGCUGAGAGUAUCUGGCUGGAGAUGGAUGAUGACGAUGACAUGCCCUCUGCAAAAGAGCUUGAGGACUGGCUGGAGGAUGUGCUAGAUGACAAAAUCGACCCUGAUGACGACGAUGAUGAUGAUGAUGAUGAUGACGAUGAUGAUGAUGACGACGAUGAUGAUGAUGACGAUGAUGAUGAUGACGACGACGACGACGAUGAUGACGACGACGAUGAUGAUGAUGACGACGACGAUGAUGACGACGACGACGAUGAUGAUGAUGACGACGAUGACGACGACGACGAUGAUGACGAUGACGAUGAUGACGACGACGAUGAUGAUGAUGACGAUGAUGAUGAUGACGACGAUGAUUAAGCUCUUAUCUUUAUACAUGUUACUAUGUAUUGUCCAAACUGAGUCUAAAGUUUUUGCAUUUGCACUGUUCGAAUCAUCAUCAUCUAAAUUCCUUAAAAAUGCCAUUUUCAUUGAAACGUCACCUUGUUACACACAUCUCUAUUGACUAGCAUUGUGCUCCCACAUGGCAUCAUUUUUUCUCCCAUUGACUUCACAUUUUAUCCAAAGGCCACAUCCUAUUAAACAACUUUAGGUAUUCAAAUAAUAUCUAUAAAAGCCUAAAUCAGUAGUAACAGGUGUGUAAUGCUUUCCCUUAAUUUCCAUCCAUUUCAUUGUCUUUUUUAUGAACAUACUGUAAUUGGCAAGUAAAUACAGGAUGAAUACAACUGGAAGAAGGCCUCGCUUUCACGCAUGUACAACCAAAACAUGUCAGAUUAUCUGGGGGAGCAGCAACAUUAUUUUAAGUGUAAAUCCAUCUGUUAAAUUUGUUGUUACUGUCUCAUUGUUUAUUUGUACUAAUAUGUGGAUGGAUUGUUUGUCCCACUGUGAUAGGUCCUAAAGGUGCUAAGCAGGCUUUUCCUCCAGGUCAUUAGUCAAAGCUUCCUUUGUUAAGACAGGAUGUGACUAUUUGACAUUGGACAGAAAAGGAUUGUCCAGCCUUCCUUUUGUGUCUGAAAAGUGCAGUAAAUCACAAACGUUUUCUACUGAAAAACAUUGAUAUUUUAUUUUUUUUAAUGAAGACAACUUGGUUUUAAUCUUAAGUCUUUAAAUAAAAAAGAAUUGGAAUUA
Molecule: messenger RNA, 2336 nt
Organism: Paramisgurnus dabryanus
Lineage: Eukaryota; Metazoa; Chordata; Actinopteri; Cypriniformes; Cobitidae
Gene: casq1a
Product: calsequestrin 1a
Biological process (GO): regulation of skeletal muscle contraction by regulation of release of sequestered calcium ion
Cellular component (GO): sarcoplasmic reticulum lumen; Z disc
Molecular function (GO): calcium ion binding
Source: RefSeq, a predicted model, not a curated record